This is a messenger RNA of Hyaena hyaena (striped hyena), 1151 nucleotides long. Its product is annotated as interferon lambda-1-like. The record is from RefSeq and is a predicted model, not a curated record. The transcript has a single exon. Gene Ontology annotation, biological process: defense response to virus; cell surface receptor signaling pathway via JAK-STAT; innate immune response. The coding region runs from base 214 to 786 and encodes 190 amino acids. Gene Ontology annotation, molecular function: cytokine activity. NCBI's taxonomy places the organism in Eukaryota, Metazoa, Chordata, Mammalia, Carnivora, Hyaenidae.
CCGCACCGCCCUUUCCCUGCUGCUCCGCAGGCGCACCCACCCCCACGUGCUCACCUGCUUCAGCGGCUGGCCCCGCCUACCUAGGCCUGCUGGGCCUCAGUGGAGAUUCCGAUUUCCAUUUGCCUUUUCGCUUUACAAACAUCAGCUGGAAUUGCCCAGCGAGCCUGGCUAAAAGCAGAGCCAUGCGGCCAGGGAAGCAGUUGCGACUCGGCCAUGGCUCCAGCUCGGCUUGUGCUACUGGUGACCACGGUGUUUGGCCUGACUGGGGCAGGCCCUGUCCCCGCUUCCGGGCCCACCUCAACCAAGAGGGGCUGCCACGUGGGCAAGUUCCAAUCUCUGUCGCCGAGGGAGCUAGAAGCCUUCAAGGCGGCCAAGGACGCCUUGGAAGAGUCACUCUCACUGAAGAACUGGACCUGUGCCUCUCGCCUCUUCCCUAGGACCAGGGACCUGAUGCGACUGCAGGCCUGGGAGCGCCCUGCCGCCUUGGAGGCUGAGCUAGACUUGACGCUGAAGGUCCUGGAGAACAUGACCGACUCUUCCCUGGGGGGCGUCCUGGACCAGCCCCUGCGUGUGCUGCGCCACGUCCACUCCGAGCUCCAGGCUUGUGUCCUGGCUCAGCCCACAGCGGGACCCAGACCCCGCGGCCGCCUCCACCACUGGCUGCACCGGCUCCAGAGGGCCCCAGAGGAGUCCCAGGCGUGCCUCGAGGCCUCCGUCACCUUCAACCUCUUCCGCCUCCUCACACGGGACCUGAAAUGUGUCGCCAGCGGAGACCUGUGCGUCUGAAAACCUGGACCCACACCCAGCCCGUCCGAGACCCAGACCUUCAGUGUGCACCGGGCCUCAUCCCUGCCUUAAGUUAUUUCCUCGCAAUCCCUUAUUUAUGGACCUGCAGCCAUAUCCCUAAGAAAUGUUUAUUUUUCUACUUUUGUACAAUGUGCAGCAACACGACUGAAAACCCAGAUGAACAAAAACAUUUCAAGGAAAAAGAAAAAGAGACAAAUGGGGUCCUGAGACUCUCCAGGAACAGCCUGAGGGUAAAGGUGACUUAAAGGUCUAUCCACCAAAUGCAACGUGGAGACCUUAUUUGAGCCCUGAUACAAACAAACCGCUUUUAAAAUAUGGAUUCAUACAACAACUGGACAUCAGAA